Molecule: messenger RNA, 3037 nt
Organism: Scleropages formosus (Asian bonytongue)
Lineage: Eukaryota; Metazoa; Chordata; Actinopteri; Osteoglossiformes; Osteoglossidae
Gene: tex261
Product: testis expressed 261
Exons: 6
Coding region: 91-693 (200 amino acids)
Biological process (GO): endoplasmic reticulum to Golgi vesicle-mediated transport
Cellular component (GO): COPII-coated ER to Golgi transport vesicle; endoplasmic reticulum membrane; Golgi membrane
Molecular function (GO): COPII receptor activity
Source: RefSeq, a predicted model, not a curated record
CGGCUGAGUGUUUUUUUUUCUUGUGCUUAGUAUUUUGCAAGUCGCCGGGGUCUUGUUGCUGUCAUCCACUUUAUUUAUGCUCGUUGUUUUAUGACAAAAGAGAUGUGGUUUAUUUAUUUGCUCAGCUGGCUCUCUCUGGUGAUACAAAUCUCUUUCGUCACAUUAGCAAUAGCUGCUGGCCUCUAUUACUUGGCAGAACUAAUAGAAGAAUACACAGUUGCAACAAGCCGAAUUAUAAAGUACAUGAUAUUGUUCUCCACUGGUGUGCUGGCAGGGCUGUACCUGUUUGAGGGAUUCCCUGUUUUGAUGGUGGGCUUGGGACUGUUCACCAACCUGGUGUACUUUGGUCUGCUUCAGACAUUUCCUUACAUCCUGCUCACUUCGCCAAACUUCAUACUUUCCUGUGUUCUGGUGGUGCUGAACCACUACAUGGCCUUCCAGUAUUUUGCAGAAGAGUACUAUCCUUUCUCUGAGGUGCUGGCCUACUUCACCAUCUGCCUCUGGAUCAUCCCCUUUGCCUUCUUUGUGUCUUUGUCAGCAGGAGAGAACGUGCUCCCAUCCACCAUGCAGCAGGGCGAUGAUGUGGUGUCCAACUACUUUACCAAAGGAAAAAGAGGCAAGCGCUCAGGAAUCCUUGUCAUCUUCUCCUUCCUGAAGGAAGCAGUGUUGCCUAGUCGACAGAAGAUGUACUGAGGACCCUAUCGGCGGAGGAGGGGAAGGAAGGUGGGGAUGAGAUAUAAAGUGGGGGGGUUCCAGGGACAUGACCAUAGUAGAUGGGAGGGAGUAGCAGGCUGAAAAUACCAUGCCAGCCUGUAUCCAAAUAGUGUUGUUUGACUGGAUGUGCCUGUUUCAGUAACUGCUGCCAGAUGCCCUCUUCCCAUCCUAUGAUCCCUGAAGCAUGGACUCUCAAGUUUGUGUUGGACCUCCUUAAAUUUUUUUUAAACUGUUAAUGAAUUAUGCUUGUCUGCUUUGGGAGAGGUGAGAAAGAUCAUACAGUAAUACUUUGAGGAAUAGGGCACUGUGUGUUAUGGAUCCUGGGCUGAAACAGGCCACCUGUAUGCAUGUUUUUGCAUCCAGCCCUUAACACCCAUGGCUAAGCUUACGAUUUUAAAAGCAUUUGCACUGUUUGUUCACAAUUUUGCAGGUCCAGUCAUGAAUCAAACACAGUGGCAUCAAGAAACAAUGACAUGUACAAAGAACCAGUAAUUUGGGCUGUUUUAGGAGGCUGUGGGUGGGUGAGAUGGAUUUAACAGUGAUAAUAGAUUUACCAAGACUGUGAGUCAUGAAACUGGUGCUGCAGUUAGGCUGUCAGGUAAGAGUGCGGAGGAGUAUGGGCGUGAGGUCAAGCAGAGGUCGUGACAUGCAGCUGCAGGGGUGUUAAGUGCUGAAGGAGAAGGAAAUGCUCCUUCUGUCAACACUCACCUUUUAUCCUGAGUUGUUGAAAGUACCCAGUGACCGAUGCUGCGGCCCCCCCAGGGGAGAGUUAACAAGGGACCAAAGCAUCCCCCUCCACCCCCUUAAUUUCACACUAUGAUAGGUGGCCUAGGCCGUGCGAUCUCGUAAAUAGUGACCAAGGUCAUCAAGACCUCUGUUUCACCCCAGCACACGUGGCCUCCAGACUCACAGAUGCGUGUACACAGCUGCUCCUGCCUUGUGCUGUGUCAGUUACUCAGUCAAGCAUGGGUAGGAGGGAGCCCGAGUAAUGCUUGUUCUUGUUUCUUCAGUUUUUGUUCAAUGUGGCUUUUUAUUAAAUUAAGAACUGGCUGCUGUUGUGAUGCAUUUUCAUCCUUUGUUCAGGUUUUUGGAGUGAAGGAGAUGCCAUUGUUGGGUGCACUAGUGCCAUUUUACAUUAAUGACUUCUGUAUUGACUGCUAAAGAGGUUACAUGUCAUCCUAUGUAAAUAAAGCAAAGUGGACCACUACAGAAAGGAGAAGCACACGUAAUGUUAAAGCAUACCCAUGUGUACUACAAUGCCCUUUGCUUGUAGUCAGCUGUGUUGAAGAAUUGAAUUAAAGAGCUUUUUGAAUAAUUAUUCCAGUAAGGUGUUGAUCCAUUAGUCAAAACUGCAGCAAUCCACCACACUUAGAAUUCAGUUAGUGGUCUGAAAUUGUACUUGAUAUGGCAGGCAUAGCAAUUUUUUUUUCUUGUGGGGUAUAAAUUACUGAGAGUAACUGUCAAUAAAUACUUGCAUAUCUUAAUUUAAAUAUUACCGUGUAUUGGUGGCAUGACAUACUGUAUUCUUUGAAGCUGAAUAAAGCACAUAAUUCUUUCAUAAAUUGAAAAAUUUUUGGGGUCAAAAUGAGAACUGUGAGGUGUCACCCCCCCCCAAGGCUUUAAGACAGUAUCUUCGAACUGAAAUUAGUUGUUAGUUGCUUCAAUUUAAUUACUCUAGAGGAAAUUACCACGCUAAUUUGCUUGAUGAAGUGCAUUUACUACUUGCCCUUUAGAUCUAAUCCCCACUAAAUAACUUAAAGCUGCAAUUUCCAUUUUUAUGGAGCCUAUUGUCAAUAUCAUUAAUACCUCGUUACUUAAAGGCAGUGUUCAGAAUGCUUUUAAAGUUUCCGUUAUUUAGACCCCUGCUAAAGAAAUCGGAUCUUGACUGUAAUGACCCUAAUUAAUCAUAGAAAAAUGUGGAAAAGAUUGUGGUGUCCCAAAUUGUAAAAUAACCUUAAUGAUAAUAAUAUAUUUGAAAAAUUUCAGUCUGGUUUCCGUCCUGGUCACAGCACUGAAAUGGCCCUCACCCAUGUUUUUAAUGAUAUUCUCUUCUCCUCUAAUGCUGGUCAUACCUCAGUUGUUAUAUUUCAGGCCUUGAGUGCUGUGUUUGAACUGUUGACCAUAGUAUCUCAGUACAUUGGAAACUCUGGUUGGACUAAGGGGUAUUUUUCUGCAGUGGUUCUGUUCGUAUUUAUCUAAACAUAUACGGGGCUGGUAAGGUGGAAAUCCAAUUGGCUGUCCAGGACUGGUAUACAGCUUUAUGAAGUAAAGCAUAAGAACCACAAUCAUCAUUACUCAAUCAGGACUGGCAUUUCACAUUUCU